AUGGCCAUGAUGGCGCCGCCGCCUAUGCUUGACGAUGCGGGCAAUGUCAAGGUCGUCGUGCGGUGCAGAGCUUUCGUACGGAGAGAGAAAGAGAAGGGCACGCAAUGUCUCAUCCGAAUGGAUCCUACAACUAACAAGACCACGCUCCUUGCCCCUGUUGACGAUUCGGAAUCCAACAUGCGAAGAGCAUACGAAGACAAAGAAUUCAUAUUCGACAAAUCAUUCUGGUCGCAUGAUGAAGCCGACCCAUAUUACGCGCACCAAGAGGAUGUUUACCGGUCGUUUGGUGAGGAGUUUUUGGAUCACAACUUCAAUGGGUACCACACAUGCAUUUUCGCGUACGGCCAAACGGGUUCAGGGAAGAGUUACACGAUGAUGGGCUCGCCAGAUAAUCCUGGUUUGAUCCCUCGAACCUGCGAGGAGCUGUUCGAGAGAAUUCGAGACGAGCCGACACCGAAUACGAGCUACCAUGUACAGGUGUCGUAUUUCGAAGUAUACAACGAGCAUGUCCGAGACCUCCUUUCGCCACGCACGAAUCCUGCUAUGUUCCUGAAGAUUCGCGAAUCUCCCAAGGACGGGGUGUACGUCCAAGGUUUGACGGAGACGGAGGUCAAGUCCUAUGCGGAUGUUGAACGAUUGAUGAGGGUCGGAGACUCGAGCCGAACGACAGCUUCAACCAAGAUGAACGACACAUCGUCGCGAUCGCACGCCGUGUUCACAAUCCGCCUCAAGCAAAUCACCCAUUCGCUCCUAUCAGACGAAACCAUCGAGCGCACUGCCCGCAUGAGGCUCGUGGAUCUUGCCGGCUCCGAGCGUGCAAAGUCUACAGAAGCCACAGGCCAGCGCCUGAAGGAAGGGGGCCAGAUCAACAAAUCGUUGACAACACUAGGGCGUGUCAUUGCUGCGCUAGCAGACCCAAAGAGACAGAAUAACAAGGGACGAAGACCGAGAGAAGUGGUACCGUUCCGAGACUCUGUCCUCACAUGGCUUCUCAAGGACAGUUUAGGCGGAAACAGCAAGACAGCCAUGGUAGCAUGUAUUGCUCCUGCGGAUUACGACGAGACAUUAUCCACCCUUCGAUACGCGGACCAAGCGAAACGCAUCCGUACGCGUGCUUCAGUCAACCAGGACUGCAUGUCCGCUGCACAGCGUGACGCACAGAUUGUGGAAAUGGCCGAACAGAUACGUUCCCUGCAGGUCAGCGUCAAUGCAGCCAGUAUCCGGAAGAGAGAGGAAGCCACAGAACUGGAAGAGUACCAACGACAGGUCUGCAUGAUGCAGCGCCUUGAGGAAGAGAACCGUAUGGUCAACGACUGCAGGAUUAAAGCCCUGACUGCCGAAGUCGAAGAAUUACGCCCCGUGAACAUCGCCUUACGCUCCGAAAUCGAUGCUCUGCGGCGUCAUUUGGCCCUAGCUCUGGGUGAACUGAAGAAUCCUAUCGUCUUACCUCCUCCACAGCCUGGCUCCCCCGAAAUCGAACAAGAUGGCUUCAUUCGGGUCGAUAAAAAGGGUGUGGAGCUGGGCGAGGAAGGUAAAGAGAAUUCUAUCCCCAUCCACUCUGAUGAUGAGAUGAGUGGGGAUGACUCGGAUUCAGGGUACGAUGAAGGCGAUCACGACGAGCUCGCGCAGGAGCUGCAGAACGAGGCCCAAGACUUCCUGAAAGAUCUGGGACUAUUCCGCAGGAAGGUCGGUGGCGAUGUGGAACGUUUUGGUGUGCGUCAGACUCUGCAUGAGAUCUUUGGGAACUGA
Didymosphaeria variabile is the source of this 1749-nucleotide messenger RNA. RefSeq lists its product as uncharacterized. The transcript has 3 exons. The record is from RefSeq and is a predicted model, not a curated record. Bases 1 to 1749 code for a protein of 582 amino acids. Gene Ontology annotation, molecular function: ATP binding; microtubule motor activity; microtubule binding. Gene Ontology annotation, biological process: microtubule-based movement; mitotic spindle organization. Lineage: Eukaryota; Fungi; Ascomycota; Dothideomycetes; Pleosporales; Didymosphaeriaceae.